UCUCAGAGAGGGGAGAGGGCUCUUUCUGGAUAUGAAGAGCAAAUCCCCAGCCAUCGUUUUCCACCCGACGAUAAAAGGAAGAUAAUUUACUUCAAAGGCGCAUAUCUUUCGAUUAUCAACAAAGAAACAAGUGACCAGCUCGUCUUUAAAGAAAAUUUGACAGAAUUCGAAGACUUCGAAAUACCACCAAAAUAUACAUGCUAUGUUCGAGGC
Aspergillus ochraceoroseus IBT 24754 is the source of this 213-nucleotide messenger RNA. RefSeq lists its product as uncharacterized. NCBI's taxonomy places the organism in Eukaryota, Fungi, Ascomycota, Eurotiomycetes, Eurotiales, Aspergillaceae. The record is from RefSeq and is a predicted model, not a curated record. The annotation marks the transcript as partial. The transcript has a single exon.